AUGGAGCGGCCGUACCAGGGCGGCAGCGCGGCGGCGUGCGCGGAGGAAGGCGGCAGGAAAGGCGAGACCUUUGACGACGCCGCCGCGGAGAACCUCCUGGCAAAGCUUCGUCUGAAGUUCCGGUCGGGCGAGACGCGGAGCUUGGCGUGGCGCGAGCAGCAGCUGCGCAAUGUGGUGCGCAUGGCGGAGGAGCACGAGGACGACAUGAUGGCGGCGCUCAAGGCGGAUCUAGGCCGCGGCCGCAUGGAGGCUCUCAUAGAGGUGCUGGGCGUGUGGAAGGCGGCGAGUCACAUGCUGAAGCACUUCAAGAAAUGGCUGCAACCGCACAAGGUGGGCACGCCGCUGUUGUUGAGGCCAGGGCGGUCAGAGGUGCUGUAUGAGCCGCUGGGCGUGGUGCUCAUCAUCUCGCCCUGGAACUUCCCCUUUCGUACGUCCCCUCCCCACCGCUUCUCCUUACAACUUCUCCACCGCUUCUCCUUACAACUCCCCCCUAUGGAGCACGUCCACUCCCAGCAUUCUCCUUCUCCCUCCCUCUCCUCUCUUCUCCUCUCCAUGUCUACCCCUCUCAGUGCUGUCUCUGGAGCCGCUAGUGGGAGCGCUAGAAGCGGGCAACGCAGCGGUGCUGAGGCCCUCAGAGGAGCUCUCAUGGUGCCAUCUCUCUCCGCUCUAUCUCGUGUGUGUUUCCAUCUCUCAGUGCUGUCUCUGGAGCCGCUAGUGGGAGCGCUAGAAGCGGGCAACGCAGCGGUGCUGAGGCCCUCAGAGGAGUUCUCAUGGUGCCAUCGCUCCUCUCCGCUCUAUCUCGUUGCUGUCUCUGGAGCCACUAGUGGGAGCGCUAGAAGCGGGCAACGCAGCGGUGCUGAGGCCCUCAGAGGAGCUCUCAUGGUGCCAUCUCUCCUCUCCGCUCUAUCUCGUGUGUGUUUCCAUCUCUCAGUGCUGUCUCUGGAGCCGCUAGUGGGGGCGCUAGCAGCGGGCAACGUGGCGGUGCUGAAGCCCUCAGAGCUCUCCCCCGCCUGCUCGCACCUGCUCUCGCGCCUCCUCCCCCUCUACCUCGACUCGCACGCCGUUCAGGCAGGUGCUAUCCACGCCAGUGCGCUCAGAGUGACACAAGGGGCGACGCGUGCACGUGCAGGCAGCAGCACAUCCCUGCGGUUCGCUCUCAUCCCCAACCCCCUUCUUCCCCAACCCCCUUCUUCCCCAACCCCCUUCUUCCCCAACCCCCUUCUUCCCCAACCCCCUUCUUCCCCAACCCCCUUCUUCCCCACCCCCCUUCUUCCCCAACCCCCUUCUUCCCCACCCCCCUUCUUCCCCAACCCCCUUCUUCCCCACCCCCCUUCUUCCCCAACCCCCCCCCCCUUGCCGCAGGUGGUGGAAGGCGGCCCAGAGACAGGCAAGGCGCUGCUGGGGCGGCGGUGGGAUAAAAUCUUCUUUACAGGUGGCACGGCACUGGGGCGCAUUUCCGCUGACCUGGAGGUGUGUGCUGCCGACCUGGAGGUGUGUGCUGCUGACCUGGAGGUGUGUGCUGCUGACCUGGAGGUGUGUGCUGCUGACCUGGAGGUGUGUGCUGCUGACCUGGAGGUGUCAGCAAGGCGGAUCGUAUCGGGCAAGUGCACGAACACGGGGCAGGUGUGCCUCCUGCCCGACUACAUUCUCGCCUCCAAGGACGUUGCUGCGCGGCUGCUGCCCCAUCUGAAGGCAGCCGUGGAGCAGUUUUACGGCAGCAACCCCGCUGGGUGCCCUGACCUCGCCCGCAUCAUCAACACCUCCCACCUGCUCCGCCUGCAGAGGCUUCUCGACCAUCCUGCUACCGCCUCCUGUGUCGUGCACGGGGGGCAGAGCGAUGUGGAAUCGAGGUACUUUGCCCCAACGCUGCUGCUCAACGUGCCCUGGGAUGCCCCCAUCAUGCAGUCCGAGAUCUUUGGGCCCAUCCUGGCCAUCCAAACAGUGUCAGGAGUGGACGAGGCCAUUGGAAUCGUCAACGCGCGCCCCAAGCUGCUCGUGGUGAUGGUCUUCACGUCCCGGGAGGACGUGCGGCAGCGCUUCCUCAAGGAGAGCAGCUCGGGGGCUGUCGUGGCCAAUGAGCUCAUCCUGCAG
Molecule: messenger RNA, 2091 nt
Organism: Closterium sp. NIES-65
Lineage: Eukaryota; Viridiplantae; Streptophyta; Zygnematophyceae; Desmidiales; Closteriaceae
Source: the annotation of a GenBank genome assembly